Penicillium atrosanguineum is the source of this 1569-nucleotide messenger RNA. RefSeq names its product cytochrome P450. Bases 1 to 1569 code for a protein of 522 amino acids. Gene Ontology annotation, molecular function: monooxygenase activity; iron ion binding; heme binding. The transcript is spliced from 5 exons. Lineage: Eukaryota; Fungi; Ascomycota; Eurotiomycetes; Eurotiales; Aspergillaceae. The record is from RefSeq and is a predicted model, not a curated record.
AUGGCUAUCAUUUCAGACUCGGUAGCUUUCCUAGUACAACAUACACCAAGUAUUCUUCUUCUUGUGGUAGUAGCUCAUUUCACCCGCAACUACUUUACACCAGGAGUAUCAUCCGUGCCUGGUCCUUUUUUUGCCAAGCUAUCCAAUCUCUGGAGGUUCAUCGAUGUGGCCCAUGGCCAUGCUGAGGUCACUCACCAAACACUCCAUCAAAAGUAUGGUGACUAUGUCCGAUUGGGUCCAAAGGUAGUGAGCGUGCGAGAUUUGGACGCUCUCAAGAUAAUAUAUGGUAUCAAUAAAGGCUAUAACAAGACCGAUUUCUACAGAGUCCAACAGCAACUUGCCAAUGGCAAGCCGACACCUACAUUAUUCACUACAACAGAUGAAGACUUUCAUGCCUCGAUCAAGCGGCCCAUCUCGGCCGCGUACUCUAUGAGCACCUUGACGGAGUUCGAGCCAUUCGUUGACACGAUAAUUCACACGUUGUUCCGAAGGCUAGAUGAGUUCGCUGCCCAGAGGAAAGUCUGUGAUAUCUCGGCCUGGUUACAGUACUAUGCCUUUGAUGUGAUUGGCGAAUUGACAUUCAGCAAGUCUCUUGGGUUCUUGGAGAAGGGAGGUGAUGUAGAUGGGAUCAUUACCGCACUCGAACAUAUGCUUGACUACUCCGGAAAGAUCGGUCAAAUGCCAUGGUUGGAUUAUUUGUUCAUCAAAAAUCCUCUGAGGCAACUUGUCCAAGGAGGGUCCACUGGAGCGGUGGCUCUCUUUGCGCGUGCCCGACUUGACGAGAGACUUCAACAAGCACCACCAGAGUCAAAAAGUGGCGGUGGGUCACCAUCACCAUUACACAAAGACUUUCUUGCUCGCUUCCUGGAUGCAAAGCGAGAUCACCCCAGUGUAGUCACCGAUAAUCAAAUGUUCUCCUACACCGUGAGCAACAUGAACGCGGGCUCUGACACAACAGCCAUUUCCUUACGCGCGAUCUUAUACUAUACUCUCAAGAACCCAAAAGUCUUGUCGAAAGUGAACCAAGAACUCAACAUGGCCUACGAAGAAAACAGAAUCACCCUACCCGUCUCCUGGAAGCAAAGCCAAGAGGAACUGCCGUACCUUGACGCCGUGAUCAAGGAAGCCCUCCGUUUGCACCCGGCCGUGGGACUGCUUUUGGAGCGCGUCGUCCCCACUGGUGGUUUACAGCUGCCCAAUGGUGGGCCCUUUUUACCAGCCGGGACAAUCGUCGGUGCCAAUCCCUGGAUAGUCCACCGACAUUCGCUUUUCGGAAAAGAUGUCGACUCCUUUACUCCCGAAAGAUGGCUGCAGGCGAAGACGGAGUCGGACACUGAGUUCAAGACACGCAAGCAGCAGAUGCUCAGAGCUACUUUUACGUUUGGGGCUGGGCCGAGGACGUGUAUAGGAAAGAACAUUAGUCUUCUGGAGAUUUACAAGUUGAUCCCGUCCCUACUAUUGACCUAUAAGAUCGAGCUCGAGCACCCAGGACAAGAGUGGGAAACAACUAAUGCAUGGUUCGUGCGACAGAAAAACAUGGACGUGAAACUGACCCGCGGCGAUAUAUAG